AUGGCAUCGGAAAAGACAACAACACUGAAAGAAUUUAAAGAUAAUCUUCUGGAAUCUUAUCGAAAAGAAUUUCCUAAUGAUGAACCAACGAUAUGUGCAUUUGCACCUGGACGAGUUAAUUUAAUUGGUGAACAUGUUGAUUAUAAUGAUGGUUUCGUUUUUCCUAUGGCUAUACCACUUGGUACAAUGAUUAUUGGAAAAGCAUUAGAUAAUUCAACAAAUAAUAAUAAAUGUUAUAUUCAAACAUUAUCGAAUGAUGUAGAUGAGCCAAAAUCAAUUGAAGUUGAUUUAACAAAAGAAAUUUCACGAUUUGAAUCACCUAAAUGGGCUAAUUAUGUUGUUGGUGUACUUGCUCUUUUCUUAGAACGUACUAAACCAGAAAAAAGACAAUCAUUUAGAAUAAUUAUUGCAACAUCUGUACCCAUCGGUGGUGGUCUUAGUUCAUCAGCAUCAGUUGAAGUAGCUAUGUGCACAUUCCUGGAAUUACUUUAUCAAUAUUCUUCAUUUAAUUUUCAACCAUUAUCAAAAGUCAAUAAAGCAUUAUUAUGUUGUAAAGCAGAACAAACAUAUGCACAAGUACCAUGUGGAAUUAUGGAUCAAUAUACAGCAUGCAUAGCAGAAGCUGAUCAUGCUUUAUUAAUUGAUUGUCGAAAUAAUACAUCACAAUCAAUUCCUAUGAAAAAUAAAGAUGUAUGUGUUUUAGUUGUCAAUUCAAAUGUAAAACAUGAAUUAGUUGCUGGUACAUAUGCUCAACGUGUUCAACAUUGUCAAGAAGCAGCUAAUAUUUUAGGUCAUAAGAAACUACGUGAAGUAUCAUCAAUUGAAGAACUUGAAAAAGCUCGUGAUAAGAUGUCAUCUGUAAUUUAUAAACGUGCACGUCAUGCUAUAACUGAAAUAAAACGUACAGAAGCUGGUGCAAAAGCUUUAAUUAAUAAUGAUUAUAAUGAAUUUGGUCGACUUAUGUAUGAUAGUCAUGAAUCACUUCGUGAUGAUUUUGAAGUAUCAUGUGAAGAAUUAGAUCAACUUGUUGAAUUAGCACGUUCUGUUGAUGGUGUAUAUGGUUCACGAAUGACUGGUGGUGGAUUUGGUGGUUGUACGGUAACAUUAGUAAAAAAAUCAUCAGUUGAAAAAUGUAUUGAUACAAUUAAAAAAGGUUACAAGGGCACAGCAAGUUUUUAUGAAUUUGAACCAAGUAAUGGAACUUGUUCAGUGAAUUUAAAAAAAGAUUGA
This is a messenger RNA of Rotaria sordida, 1230 nucleotides long. NCBI's taxonomy places the organism in Eukaryota, Metazoa, Rotifera, Eurotatoria, Philodinida, Philodinidae. The record is from the annotation of a GenBank genome assembly.